AUGACGUCACACACCACCGAUUCCCCUCCUCCCAUUAAACACCUUGGCCGCCGCCGCAAAAGAAAACCUGACCCCGCCGAUGCCGACCCUCACUCCGAACCCGACCCGCACCCGCCGCCGCGCCUCACCCGAGACCAAUCGUUGCGGCUGCCGACCGACCCCCACGUCCGGAUCGGAAUGUACGUGGCCCUGGCCCACGCCGGACUAGCUUUCUCACUCGCGCUCCUCUACGGCGUCACGAAGCUUCUAGAAGGCUACUGGCGCCCAAUCCAAUGGGCCAUUCUCUGUUCUAUGCCUCUCCGCGAGCUCCACACUGCUCUGGUUUCGUUCUGGUCUGACUCUCUCAAUCUCGGCCUGUUCGAAACCCUCAUUGCGCUCCCACGCGCCGCGGUACGCGCCGCCACCGCCUCCCUCGUCGACUCCCGCACCGCCAUUCACCGCCUCCUCAAACGCCCCUGCCCGCCUCGCCCGAAAAAGAAUUUCAGCUUCUCAAAAAUUAUACAACGGCUUAUCACGUUUGCCCUAUUUGUGAUUCUCUAUGAGAACAUAGGCUUUUACACUAUCCCGGCAUUUGCAAUUGCUUGCUCUGUAGCUUAUGUUUUGGGUUACAGAAGCAUAGUGAUCGAUUCUGGUGUGACUACUACACUUUCGGCACUUUCGCGCCGUGGAAGUAGGUUGAAACUGAGGAAUAGUAACAGGGUUAGCAGGUACAUUACUAGUUUGAUGCUCAAAAGGUUGAAGACGACGGUUGCGAUUGGCUUGAUCAUGGUUAUGAUAGUGGGGACUUUGUUAGGGAUGGUUUUCUUUUCGUAUAAGAUUGGAAUGGAAGGGAAGUUUGCUGUGAUUUCGAUGAAAGUUCAUUUGGAACACCAAUUGGAGCAGAAUUACAACUAUGCGGAGAGAGUUGGGUUGAAGAAAUGGAUGGAUGAGAAUCAAAUUCCUGAGUUGAUUGAUGAUUAUGCUACGAAGUUUUAUGAGACAGUGUUGCUGAAUAUCGAUUCUUGGGCAGCUGAUUACAAUGUGACUGAGAUUGUGGACAGUCUGAGGCAUUAUUUGACUAGUAAUGAUUCUUCUCCAGUCGACAUUUCGAGUAAUGGUGGUGUUGGCAAUAUUGAUCAUAAGCAGAUCAACAGCAAUAUCAAUCAGCCCUUGUCCGAGAAGUUUCAUAACAUUCAAUCGAGGGUGAGGAACAGAGAAUGGGGAGUGAUCUAUAGGGAUAUUGAUGAUAUUUUUCAUUUUAGGAAAUUCAUGUCUAUGAUUGCUAAGGAAGACUUGGCAGAGAAAGCGAAAGCAUAUUUGUUACAGGGAUUGGACAUUUCGAGAAGGUUACUUACUAGUAGUACUACGGUUUUGGCCGGAGGUGCAAAUAUUUUGCUGUUCAUGGCAGUCUCACUUGUUUCAGGUGCUGCUGGAUUGUUCAAUUUCAUCUUCGAAUUGACAGUGUUCUUCUGGCUUUUGUAUUACCUAAUCACCACGGACUCAGGAGGUGUUAUGGAUCAUGUUUUGGGGAUGCUGCCACUUUCAAGAUCGACAAGGGUUAGAUGUGCCCAAGUGCUUGAUCAUGCUGUCAGCAGUGUGCUGUUGGCUGCUGCUAAGGUCACAUUCUUUCAAGGAUGCCUCACAUAUCUCUUGUUCAGAUUCUACCAGAUUCAUUUCCUGUACAUGUCUACAUCCCUUGCCCUGAUGAGUGCCGUUUUGCAAAUUACACCGGCUUGGCUUUUGUCAAUCCCGGCAGCGCUGCAACUGGGCAUGGAAGCGAAAUAUCUAGACGCCAUUUUGUUGACAUCAAUCCAUCAAAUACUGCUGGAAUAUGGAACUGCUGCUAUCCAAGAUGAGAUUCCAGGACAGAAUGCCUACCUCACCGGGCUUAGCAUACUUGGUGGCAUUGCUCUUUUCCCAUCCAUGUUAGAAGGAGCAAUUAUGGGGCCUUUGCUGAUGACAGUCAUGAUUGCCUUCAAAAAUCUGUACGUAGAAUUCGUUCUUUCUUCCGGACAGUAGACCAGUGCUGAUUGAUAUAAAUGUAAUGCACACAAUUUUGUAGCAACG
This is a messenger RNA of Rosa rugosa (rugosa rose), 2046 nucleotides long. RefSeq lists its product as uncharacterized. The record is from RefSeq and is a predicted model, not a curated record. The coding region runs from base 1 to 1998 and encodes 665 amino acids. Lineage: Eukaryota; Viridiplantae; Streptophyta; Magnoliopsida; Rosales; Rosaceae. The transcript has 3 exons.